Penicillium hordei is the source of this 1812-nucleotide messenger RNA. RefSeq lists its product as uncharacterized. The coding region runs from base 1 to 1812 and encodes 603 amino acids. The transcript has 2 exons. The record is from RefSeq and is a predicted model, not a curated record. Lineage: Eukaryota; Fungi; Ascomycota; Eurotiomycetes; Eurotiales; Aspergillaceae.
AUGAUUGCGCUUCUACUAUUGUUUGGCUUUGUCAACCAAUCACUCGCCCAGUCCAAUUCAACGGCCCUGGAAGGCUGGCAGUUGGAUGACAACACACGCUCAAGUUGGGAUAUUUUCUGGACUUGUGUUUCAACAAUCCUUGCUUGCACAUGGACAGCCCUGCACAUUUCUGUCCCAACCCGUACUGAAACACAAGCAGUAUUUCUUUGGUGGAAGGCAGCGGCAUGGGUAGGCACGAUACUUGCUCCAGAGUUCAUGGCUGGAACUGCAGCCGAAGAACUAUGGCAGGCAAGGUCUGCAGCGGCACGCUGUAAUGAUGCUUUCCGCAUAGUAAACAGCGAAGGAGGUGACUCAGGCUCCUCGGAAGUUCCAAAAACACCAAAGACGGAAGAAUUUGAUGGUCGUUGGGGCACUGUCCAGGGGUUUUGCCUUGGUAUGAAUGGUGUUCUCCUUCAGACCAAGGAUGAUUGGACAUAUCCAGUGCACUGUAGCAACGUUGUUGCUUUGAUCAAAACACGCGUUAUCAAGCCAUCUCAUUUGAGGACUACAGACAUCCAAGACCGUGCCAAAGCUGACUCCUUUGCCAAAGGAUUUAGUCUGCUCCAAGCCUUCUGGGUGACUUGCAACGUUAUCGCCAGAAGAGCAUAUAACAUGCCCAUCACAGCUCUCGAGAUUGCGACAGUGGCUUAUAUCUCUUGUGCCGCCGCUACCUAUGUAAUCUGGUGGAAUAAACCGAAAGAUAUGGUAACACCAAUCACGAUUUAUCUACCAUACGAUCGCGAUUCUGAGAGUCUACCGCCUCAAGUCAGAGAUAUCCUAGACGCACAAGUUGAGAACUGGGUCCACUCGGAUGCUAUCGCUAGAGACACUGAAUCUCCGGUAUGGCAAAUAAUUGUCACAACUUUCCGUUUCCAACUUCAUCUGUUAUCAGUUAUUUGUGCACCUUGGUCAUGGAAUAGGAACUGGGAAGUGCUGAAAGAUAAGCUGGAAGUCAGAAUACGAAAUGCAACAGCCAAGCCCUCUGAUGCCAGCAAUGGUAGCCACCAAGAUGAGGAAAGUCCCCGGCAAUCUGAAGAACCAUCUCAUGCCAACCCUGGUAGCCAUAUAGACAGAAAACUUUGCGAUGAGCCAGAACCAGAACCGGUCAAUAUCAAUGGUGACUAUCAGGAUGAAGAAAUUCCUCAUGGUGUCAUAGCAGCAUCAGGGCCCCAACAACCAAGCAAUGAGCCAAAAGUUGACGGAAUAUUGGCCAGAAAGGAAACUUCCCAAGGAAAAGAACUAUCGAGGAAACCCUCUGAAGCCAGCAGAAAUGGCCACCGAGAGUUGGAAACUCUCCAGAAAACCCAUAAGGAAACCGAGCUAGAAUCCAAGACACAAAAAAUGAAAGAUUCAAUGGAAGACGACGAAAAGUUGACGAUCAUGGAAUGGACCAAUAUCACUCAUUUCUACAUGUUUAGCGGGCUGGUAUUUUGCGGAAUACAUGUUGCUGCAUGGAACUCUACCUUCCCAACGCAGGCGGAGCAGAUAGUGUGGCGAGUGUUCUCGCUAGUUGCACUCUUCAUCACCUGGCCUCUGUACUUAAGAUACCUUUGGUCAUUCCAUUGCCUCCGGCGUACAUUAGACGACAAGGAGGAGCGUGUCUCAAGUGCUAGUUGGUCAAAGCCAUCUGACCUGUUUUGGAAUUUGAUGUGGUUUUGCUGUUAUGCCACUGCACGCUGGGGAAGUGUCAUCCUGAUGUUUAUAUCCCUCCGGGCAUUGCCUGCUGGCUCUUAUAUCACUGUGGAUUGGUUAUCAUCAAUUCCCCACAUCUGA